Molecule: messenger RNA, 2328 nt
Organism: Sabethes cyaneus
Lineage: Eukaryota; Metazoa; Arthropoda; Insecta; Diptera; Culicidae
Gene: jim
Product: zinc finger protein 629
Exons: 5
Coding region: 1-2328 (775 amino acids)
Source: RefSeq, a predicted model, not a curated record
AUGGCAAUCAACUUCUCAGCUUCGUUUGCAGCCUGCUUGGCUGCAGGUCUCAAAGUACCGCGACAAAUUAUGUACUGCAUUUCACAAGAUACACCUUACGUUCUCUAUAAAGACUCACAGGAAGGUACAGAGCGAACAGCUGCCAUCGGAGGUCAAUGGGGUGGCGAAAUUUAUCCAGCAUUACAGAACGCACAAUCGCAGCACAUAUCCACUCAAAACAAUGCUUCACAUCAUGUCGCAAAUUCCACUGGAAUUCCACAUCAGCAACCACAAGCUCAACAGUCUUCGUUACCGACUCCCAACAGCCCUCCUAAUCAUCAGGAAAGCAGACUGCAGUCACAACCGGGUGAACAAGCCAAUGGUCAACUACACAGCCCAGCUAAAAGUCCAUAUCCACAACACAACGGAACUGAACUAGAUGAGCGAAUAAUGAAGGCGCAAAAUAUACCGCAAAACGUGAAUCAACAACAUAACACAUCUCUAGGCCAAAUCCAACCAAGUGGGCAAACAACUUCCCCUUCUCAAAUAAUUGAACAUCCAAAUCAACAAUCUAACCAAAAUAACCAUAACCCACAAAUCGAAACAUCACAACAGCAGCAACAGCAACAAAAUGCUACUAACCAACAACAAUGCUAUCCGGAACCUGCACAGCCAGAACUGAACUACUACACACAACGUCAUCACGGUCCCCAGGCUGCAAUGUUACCUCCGCCAGGUUUCGCUCCGUUACAUCACUAUUUGAAUAAAUCCGGAGUGCUUUCUGCGAUGCCAGCCGGGAUGGAACAUGGUAACCAUUUAGAACAGUAUGCUAUGCCAGAUUUACUACACGGCAAUCAAGUGCAUCAUCCCGUCUCCAACGGAACUCACAAACCCAAAGGAUCCGAUCUUCGCCUCUUCAAGUGUUUAACCUGUGGCAAGGAUUUUAAGCAAAAAAGCACUCUUCUACAGCACGAACGGAUCCAUACCGAUUCUCGCCCAUACGGUUGCCCGGCGGUCGAGUGUGGCAAACGUUUUCGCCAGCAAUCGCAUUUGACGCAGCAUCUUCGGAUUCAUGCCAACGAAAAACCCUUCGUGUGUCCCUUCUGCCAGCGUGCUUUCCGACAGCGAGCUAUACUAAAUCAACACAUCCGAAUUCACUCAGAUGUAUCACCGCAUUUAAUUUUCAAAAACGGGCCGCAUGCUACACUAUGGCCGCAGGAUGUUCCCUACCCACCCGAACAGGAAGGUCAACCCAAAGAUGAACAAACUUUCGGAGAUGAAGUAUCACAGGGUACUCCCGAGUCUCGUGGCUGUUUCUCUCCCGAGACUAACCUUCAAUAUCCAUCGUAUUUCAAGGACACAAAAGUUGUCAAUCAUUCAAUCUUCGGGAACAACUUGCCCUACUUAAACAAAGCACCAGGCUCGAAAGCUCUAUUGCCGGAUGUCAUACAACAUGGACGAUCGGCUGGAAUGCCGCUGUAUGUACGGUGUCCCAUAUGCCAGAAAGAGUUCAAACAGAAAAGUACACUGCUUCAACACGGCUGCAUUCACAUUGAAUCGAGACCAUAUCCGUGUCCGGAAUGCGGCAAACGUUUCCGGCAGCAGUCACAUCUCACGCAGCACCUCCGAAUUCACACGAACGAAAAGCCAUUUGGUUGUCCGUACUGUCCACGCUUUUUCCGGCAGCGCACGAUACUCAAUCAGCAUAUACGCAUACACACCGGUGAGAAACCUUACAAAUGUGCACAGUGUGGAAAAGAUUUCCGCCAGAAGGCAAUACUCGAUCAGCAUACCAGAACACACCAGGUAGGAGAUCGACCAUUUUGCUGUCCUAUGCCGAACUGUCGAAGAAGAUUUGCAACUGAACAGGAGGUCAAAAAGCACAUUGAUAAUCACAUGAAUCCGCAUUCAUCAAAAUCACGUAAAUUAGCAUCAAUGGCUGCGUUAAACAAUAACAACAACAAUACCAAUAACAAUAAUAAUAACAACAACAACAACAACAACAACAAUAAUAAUAACAAUAACAACGCAGCACUAGAACAAAAAGUUUCGCCUACCUUUCUGGUGGAUAAACAGAACAACCUAAUCCAACGUAUGGGCCCUGUGAAACAUGAAUUGUAUUUUCCACAAUGUUAUGGUUCGCCAUUUAACCAGCCAUUCAUAGCAGGAGCUGCUGUUGUAACCACGAAUGCAGCGGCUGCCAGUGGUCCAACCACUGCACCAUCAACAGCCGCGGGACCCAAUCCCAAUCAGCAGCAAAAUCCGACUACGACCAGUGUUGCAGCUGUUCCGACAUCGAUAGCUGCCGUCGUCGCUGCGCCAGCUCCCCAAACUAUUGCAGCGCAGUGA